AUGCUGCUGAGACGGAUUGGCAUUCGCCCUCCGCUCUCGAUCCUGCAAUCCGUUCAAUCCGGACGGGCAUUCAGCUCAACCGGAAGAUCUCUGCCUCACCUCACGCGGAGGCGGGUUGCGGCACUGACCCUUACUGGCUUGAGUGGAGUGGCGUUGAUCAACGCGGAAGUGCACAAGUGGCUCUGGGAUGAGUUCCGAGAAGCGACACAUCCAAAUCGUGCAGAAGAGCGCGAAGCUUUGGCGAAGGAGCAUGAGCGCGAGCGGCAGCAGGAGGUGGAAAGGCUACGCGGCGAGGCGUCAAUAUGGCGCUUGCUUCAGCUUGCGGUCAUCAUGUUGCCAGUGGCAAUCUAUUUUCCCGUUUGGAUAGUUGACCCAACGCUCUUCUGGACUUGGGUAUCGGCGCGGAUCGAUCGAGCAGGGCCUUGUUUCGUGAAGCUGGCGCAGUGGGCAGCAACCAGACGAGAUCUGUUUCCGGACACCCUUUGUGCGGCUCUAGGGCGCAUGCACGAGUCCGUGUCGGCACCCUGGUCGACAGCCAUCGAGCCCGCUGAGGUUUGCAGCUCCCUGCGCAACGCGGAGUUGGAUAUUCAGUCGUUGGAUUCCAGGCCUUAUGCUUCUGGGAGCAUGGCCGAGGUGUAUUUCGGCAAGCUCAAGGACGGCACAGAGGUUGCGGUCAAGUGCCUCAGGCCGGGAGUCAAGCGGCUGCUAGAAGCUGACUUGGCUUUGCUGCUAUGUUUUGGCAACUGGGCGGAGUCUCUGGAGCCUCUUCGCAUGCUUGGCUUGAAGAAAGCCGCAGAAGAGUUUUGCGAACAUGUGCAGAUGCAGACGGACUUUCGGACGGAAGCCUCCCACCUGCAUCGCUUCCGCGAAAACUUCGAGGAGUUGAAGUCAAUAAGAUUUCCUUCGCCGCUGUAUGCCUCGCAAGACCUUCUCGUGCUGUCUCGGGAAGUGGGAAGAGAGCUCUCCCGUGUAUUCCGAGAGGCUAUGACUUCUGAUGGUCAGGAUGAGAGACAAGAUGUUGACCGGUUCGAGAGCCACGCGGAUACCAUCAGAAGUAUCUUGGGCAUUCCGCAGGACGUAAGUCGGAGGAUUGCAUCGGACAGUCUUGCGGCCUACAUGCGGAUGAUCUUCAAAGACCAGUUUAUCCAUGGAGAUCUCCAUCCCGGGAAUGUGAUGCUGAAGCUGGCUGGCGGAUCGAGCAGUUCUCACCCUGAACAGGCCGAUGAUACUGGCAGUGGCUCCUUGGUUGGCAAAGCCUCCGACCGCUUGAGCUCGGUGGUGACCCGUGCUCGGGGUCAGCCUUUUGAGCUGAUCAUUCUGGAUGCUGGCUUGGCGAUACCACUCGCCCGGGAAAAAGUCGAGGCCUUGCGCUCACUCGCGCUUGCGAUCAUCUACGGCGAUUUUAACCGGGCUGCUCAGAUUCUCUAUGACCAGAGUCCCGACACCUCCAAUUGCCAGGACCCGCAGGCUUUCAAGAGCGGGCUGGCGAAGGCCUUCUGCGACUGCAGGAAGCAAGUGUAUGAGGACGGGUUCGUGCAGGUCAGCGAUGCUGUGUUGGAAGCACUUCGUUUGGUUCGAUACUACAAUGUAGGACUCGACACCACGCUCACGUGGACCCUGCUGGGAAUGCUCAGCAUCGAAGGCUCCGCGCGCCAGCUCGAUCCAGAGGUGGAUUGCGCUAGAGCUGCAACGAGGUACAUCUUGAAUCUGCCCAGCUUGCGGAAAGAGCUCCAGAGCCAAUCCUGGCACACUUCAAGGCACAUGUUGACGGAGAUGUUCAUGAACUGGCUCGGAUUUGACUACUGGGAGUUGCGGAAUUCCUGGUCGGUGACCUUGCCGUGGCAGAUGAAGUCUUAA
Molecule: messenger RNA, 1857 nt
Organism: Symbiodinium sp. CCMP2592
Lineage: Eukaryota; Dinophyceae; Suessiales; Symbiodiniaceae
Source: the annotation of a GenBank genome assembly